This is a messenger RNA of Striga asiatica, 977 nucleotides long. Lineage: Eukaryota; Viridiplantae; Streptophyta; Magnoliopsida; Lamiales; Orobanchaceae. The record is from the annotation of a GenBank genome assembly.
CUCUCUCUCUCCCUCUCUCUCUCUGUUUUCUAUUUUCUCCUGUUCUAUCAAGUUUAGAAGAGCAGGGAUGUUGUAGAUGUAAAUAAACAGAAAGAAAGAGGGUACAAAAGGAAAAAAAAGGACACACAUAUAUAGGUUAUAUAGGUUUGGAGUAUUUGAUGAGGUGGGGGGAGAUGGAGAUUCUAUCCCCUACAAACUACCUCACCAACACCACCGGCUGGCCGCCGGCCGGAGCGGAUGAAGUCCGGUGGACUCCGGCGGAGAACAAAGCCUUCGAGAACGCCCUCGCCCUCUUCGACGACAACACUCCCGACAGGUGGCACAAGGUGGCUGCCAUGGUCCCCACAAAAACCGUGCUCGACGUCAUCCGCCACUACAAGGAGCUCGAGGAUGACGUCACCAGCAUCGAGGCCGGCCUCGUCCCUGUCCCCGGAUACUCCUGCCACGUGUCAUCCCCUCAGUACUUCACGCUCGAGUACUUGGGUGGGCCCCACCACCACCACCCCCCCUACCCCUUCCCCUUCAAUCAAUCUUCGAGGAAAUCUCCCGCCGUUCGCCUGCCCACAGCCGAACACGAACGGAAAAAAGGCAUCCCGUGGACCGAGGAGGAGCACAAGCUGUUUUUGAUGGGGCUGAAGAAGUAUGGGAAAGGGGAUUGGAGGAACAUAUCGCGAAAUUUCGUGAUGACGAGGACACCGACACAGGUGGCGAGCCACGCGCAGAAGUACUUCAUCCGCCAGCUCUCGGGUGGUAAGGACAAGAGACGAGCGAGUAUUCACGAUAUUACCACUGUCAGCCUCAACGAGAAUCAUCAGACGAGCAGCGAUGAGAAGAAGCAGUUGAUGAUGAUGACUUCUGCCGGAUUUCAGACGAGCAACGAGACGGGAAGAAAUGUAUUUACGACUUAUGGUGUUGAUUCGUACGUGUUGGGAUCUCAGGACAGUAUGUUUCAGGGAUUUCACUAUCCCGAUGAGUGA